AUGGCUUCGCCAUCAGAGGAGCCCAGCCUCAAGGGUGACACAAGCAUCGACGAAACCCCCCCGCUUGAUGAAUCUCUUUCGGACGAUGAAGACGACGAUACCUACAGACUGAAUGUCAAUCCUGAGAAUCCCCGAGAGAUCUCGGAAAAGAAACGUCGAGACCUGGCCAUAUUCGAAGCAUGGGCGAACGAGAACCAACGCGAGCUCUCUAAGCCGAUGGAGGAGCUUGCGAAGGACACAGAGAAGCUUUCACUAUCGAGAAUGAUCGACGAUGGCGGCGUCAGGAAGAUUAUUGCCAGCCCCCGCGAAUACCAAACGGAUCUCUUCGAACGUGCCAAGGAGAAGAAUAUCAUCGUGGUUCUUGAUACAGGAUCCGGUAAAACGCUGAUUGCUGUUCUCCUCAUGAGGCACAUCCUCGAAAGGGAACAAGAGUCCAUCGCCCAAGGUCGUCCCAAGAAGGUCGCCUUCUUCAUCGUCGACAAGAAUGCCCUAUGCUAUCAACAACACUCCGUCUUGAGGCACAAUCUCGAGUUCCCAAUCGCGAAGCUCCAUGGAGAAGUUGCGGGGUUACGAAGUGCAAAGGAGUUUUGGGACUCGCAGCUGGAGGAGAACAUGGCCAUCGUGUGCACUGCGCAGCUUCUCCUUGAUGCACUGAGAAACGGGUUCAUAACGAUGGCCCAGGUUAGUCUCCUCAUCUUUGACGAAGCCCAUCACGCGAAGAAAAAUCACCCUUACGCUCGUAUUAUCAAAAACUACUACAUGCGACAGCCCGGCGAAACACGCCCCCGCAUCUUGGGCAUGACUGCCUCUCCAGUGGAUGCGCAGACGAGAGACAUGCGAGCCGCCGCUGCAGAGCUAGAGCUUAUGCUCUGUAGCGAGAUCGCGACCGUCUCGGAUGCCGCGCUCCUCCAGGGAUUUGAACAGCGAAAGUUGGUGGAGAGUGUUGAGUGGUUUGAUGGCCCGCCACCCGUCGAGGAAUCCAAGACAGGGCUGUGGGAGAAAAUCCACGGGCAGGUAUCAUACAAUCCCGAGUUUCGUGCCGCUCUUGAGUAUACCAAGGACGCAUCUUCGGUCCUUGGCCCAUGGUGUGCCGAUCAUUAUUGGUCUCUGUUCAUUACCGACACAGAAAUAGUGAGGCUGGUGGCCAAGACUGAGCGAGACCAUUUUGAUGGUGCAGGUGCUGCUGACCAUUCUGACAAGGCUGUAUCUGCAGUUCAAAACGUCAAGGAGAUCCUGAAAUCUCACAAGAUUGCCCCCGUCUCCAAGGGCCUCGAUCGAAUCUCGCCUAAGGUCAAAGCUCUGUGGGAAAUUCUCGAGAAUGCAUUCCACCGACAGGAAACAAGUCGUGCGAUUAUAUUUGUAGAGCAGCGGCCAACUGCGGUCCUAUUGACGGAGAUGUUUCGGCAGCCUGGAAUGGAAAUCGAGGGCUUGAUGCCUUCGUAUAUGAUCGGUACACAGUCCGUCGGGUCGAGCUGGCCCACGAUGACCUUCCGCGAUCAGAUUGUUGCGCUUCAGAAGUUCAAGUCCGGGGAGACAAACUGCCUUUUUGCCACUCCUGUAGCAGAGGAAGGCAUCGACGUUCCAGAGUGCGAUUUGGUCAUCCGUUUCGACUUGUAUAAUUCCGUCAUCCAGUAUAUUCAGUCAAGGGGCCGGGCAAGGCAGACCAACUCCCGAUACAUAAACAUGAUCGAGACAGACAAUGGCAGAGAUUUGAGAAAGUUGAAGCAGGCGAGCAGAGACUCAAACACGUUGCGGCAAUUUUGUGCUGCUCUUCCGUCCGAUCGGAAAGUUCAAGAUGGGACAAUGCUGGACGCUGAUGCCCUAGUACGGGCAGAACAAAUUGGGCAGAAGAGCUAUGAGACUCAGCUUGGUGCUCGCCUCAGCUUCGAAAACAGCAUCGAGGUUCUUGAGAAGUUUGUCUCCACCCUUACGACUGGAAUCCGUCGCUACUUCACCGAAUACAUUGUCAUGCCCAUUGGGAAGAAGUUCGUUGCCGACGUCAUCCUACCAGAAUCUUGCCCAGUCAGUCGUGUCACCGGGCACCCCCAACGGAACAAGCAAUUAUCGAGAUACUCGGCGGCUUUCGAAGCUUGCAUGAUCUUGAUCCAAAAGAAGUUUAUCAAUGGGCACUUGCAAUCUUCCUUUGCCAAGAAGCUGCCGGCCAUGAGAAACGCCAGGCUAGCUAUAAGCCCCAAUAAAAAGGCAGAAUAUCCAAUGCUAGUCAAGCCUCAAAUAUGGACAGAGCUUGAAACCGAGACCCCAACACAGCUAUUCCCGACCAUUCUGGCUAUAGAGCACCCUCAAGGGUUAGGGCGCCAGUCUCGCCCUCUACUUCUGUUGUCGAGGAAAAGACUUCCAUCGAUUCCUGCCAUUCCUUUGUUUUUUGGGAACGGACAUUCUUCACAUGUUAUGGUCAUCCCAGCGGAACACCCAUUAGAAUUAUCAUCAGCGCAGGUUGAUGACAUUGCCACUUUCACCCUCAAGGUCUUUAUUGACCUGUUCAGCAAGGAGUAUGAGGCAGGCCCCGGGGAAAUCCCUUAUUUUCUCGCUCCCGUCGAGGGCUCUCAUAGUUCAGUAAUUUUAUCCAAAGAGGCUGCGAUAGAUUGGGCCUGCCUCAAAGAAAUGCUGGCAGACCCUUAUCUUAGCUGGAAGAACAGACCAGACGAAUUUUUUCGAAACAGAUUCGCCCGGGACCCCCUAGACGGCUCGCGGAAGUUCAUUUUUCAUGACAUCAACAAGAAGCUGACCCUAAAUGACCCAACACCAGGCUAUGCUCCGCCGCUGAAAUCCCGCGCUUAUCGAGAGGUGGCACAAGUCAUCAAAGAAUACAGCAACAGCCUAUAUAUCAAAGCCAGGAAGCAAGCAGUAUGGGAUGAUGGCCAACCAGUAAUUGAUGCAGAGUUACUAUCCUUGCGACGCAACUUUUUAGAUCAGUUUUUCGUUGAUGAUGCGAGGGAUGCCAGGUGUUGUGUGAUUCCAGAGCCUCUUGAUAUCUCUUCGAUUCCUAUGGAUAUCAUCUCCAUGGCAAAUUUGCUCCCUGCUCUUUUGUUCCAACUUGAUCAGUAUUUGAUUGCUUUAGAGGCUUGUUCUCUGCUGGGGCUGGACAUACUUCCUGACCUAGCUCUUGAAGCCAUCACCAAGGAUGGUAUAGAAAAUGAGGAUGACGAUUACGGCCAGAAGAAUUACGAGCGUUUAGAAUUCCUGGGGGAUACAUUUCUCAAGAUGUCGACAACAAUAGCGCUCUUCACUCUCAAGCCAGAAAGCACCGAGUAUGAGUAUCACGUUGAGCGAAUGCUGCUAGUGUGCAACAACAAUCUCUUCAACCAUGCAGUUGACCGCGAGCUGCAAAAAUUCAUCCGCUCCAAAUCAUUUGACCGGAGAAUCUGGUACCCAAAUUUGAAAUUGAAAAAGGGAAAGGCGCCGAAACUCGAGCUUCAUCACGACCUUGCCGACAAGUCAAUUGCAGAUGUCUGCGAGGCCUUGAUCGGUGCGGCGUAUCUCAGUAGUGAUAACAUGGAUAUGGCAGUCAAGGCCGUUUCUGUCAUGGUCAAGAGCAAGAAACAUAAAAUGCAGUCAUUCGCGGAAUACUACCAAGCCUACAAAGUUCCAGGCUGGCAUUUCCCUGAGCGAGUGCCAGCAGCUCACGAAUACACGGCGCAGGUUGUUGGAAAGAAGGUCGGGUACACCUUUGAAUCGCCUUCCCUAGCCCGAAGCGCAUUCAAGCAUCCAUCCUGGACAUGGGACAACAUUCCCAACUACCAGCAGCUUGAGUUCUUGGGUGAUGCUCUCCUCGACAUGAGCAUUGUUAACUACCUCUUUCGUACAUUCCCCAAGGCUGAUCCCCAGUGGCUGACUGAACACAAAAUGGCAAUGGUGUCGAACCAGUUCCUGGGUUUUCUCUGCGUGCGUCUUGACCUCCACCCUCACAUGAUGAGCACAACUGCCUCUCUGAGCGGGCAAGUGAGCCAAUACAUCUCCGACUUGGAACUGGCAGAAGAGACGGCGAAGCUCCAGGCCGAGACCACAGGCACGGACAUGCGCCUGGACUUUUGGCUCGAGGCUCCGCCUCCCCCCAAGGCGCUCCCCGAUAUCGUCGAGGCGCUCGUCGGGGCCAUGUUUGUGGACGCCAAAUACGACUACAGCGUGGUGCACAAAUUCUUCACCCAGCACAUCCUCCCUUACUUUGUCAACAUGAACACGUACGACUCCUUCGCCAGCAACCAUCCCGUCACGGGGCUGUCACAGCGUCUAGGAGGCGAGUUCUCGUGCACCGGAUGGCGCCUGUGCGCCUCCACCGUGCCCUGCGGCGUCGAGGAGGGUGUCAGGGCCGUCACCGAGAGCGACGAGCUGUGCGCCCUCGUCAUCCACGGGACGGUCGUCGAGCAUGCGACGGCCAAGACCGGGCGUCAUGCCAAGGUGGCGGUCGCUACCAAGGCUUUGGAUAGAUUUUCAACGAUGGACAAGGAACAGUUCAAGGUUGAGAUUGGAUGUGAUUGUGGAGGAAAGGAGCAGAAAUAA
This is a messenger RNA of Clonostachys solani, 4518 nucleotides long. NCBI's taxonomy places the organism in Eukaryota, Fungi, Ascomycota, Sordariomycetes, Hypocreales, Bionectriaceae. The record is from the annotation of a GenBank genome assembly.